Molecule: messenger RNA, 2044 nt
Organism: Nothoprocta perdicaria
Lineage: Eukaryota; Metazoa; Chordata; Aves; Tinamiformes; Tinamidae
Product: AN1-type zinc finger protein 5-like
Exons: 6
Coding region: 47-670 (207 amino acids)
Molecular function (GO): zinc ion binding; DNA binding
Source: RefSeq, a predicted model, not a curated record
GCGCGGCGGAGGCCCCGGCCCCGCUUGGCUUCUGGGAGGAGAAAGGAUGGCUCAGGAGACGAAUCAAACGCAGGUGCCUCUGCUGUGCACUACGGGCUGUGGCUUUUACGGCAGUCCCCGGACCAACGGCAUGUGCUCCGUUUGCUAUAAGGAAUUUCUACAGAGGCGGCAGAGCAGCGACCGGAUAAGCCCCCCAGCAGCCAACGGGCCCAACAGCAGCCCGGUGGCUUCGGGCUCCAUCGYGGAGCCAUGUGCAGAGGGAGGCUCCGCGCCGGAGGAUGUGAAAGCCAGUGCUCAGAGCCCUGUGACCCAUCAGAUGACAGCCAUGAGCAUAUCCAGAGAGGAGAACAGCAGUGAGACGGAAAGAUUCACUAAGACAGAAGAAGCCUCAUCAGCAUCUUCCUCGUCAGGGACCCUCCUUGAAAUAUCCCAGAACGCAGCCGAGGACAAGAUGGUUCCCGAAAAAGUGAAACAGAAGAAGAACCGGUGCUUCACCUGCCGGAAGAAGAUAGGGUUGACUGGCUUCGACUGCCGCUGCGGGAACCUCUUCUGCGCCCUUCACCGGUACUCGGACGUGCACGCCUGCCCCUACGACUACAAGGCAGAAGCGGCUGAGAAAAUCCGCAAGGAGAAUCCCGUCAUCGUAGCCGAGAAGAUCCAGAAGUUGUGAGGGAGGCUGGGCAGCUGGAACGACAGCCACGUGGCCUGGUGCUCCUCCCCUUCCUCCCAGCCUUCCUCCUCUUCCUCCCAACCCCAUGGGCAGCCUCAUGGGGCCUCCAGCAGCAGACGUGAACCUACAGCCACUGCUCRGUAGAUCUUUUUCUCACCGGCUUCUGAAAGGAAAAGGGAUCCGGUGCCGGUGCCGCAGGCUUUGGGCAGGGCGGUUUGCGCCGCGCUGGCAGCCCAUCCACCCUCUGCUCCGCCGGAGGUGCCCGAUCUUGGAGGCGGGCAGGAGGAUUCGGCAGUUUAGACGCCCCCAAUCCCCCCCGCGCCCCUUUGCGAAGGCCCUGUGGGAGCAGCUGGAUCACUGAGCAGCUGGGCAGGACGCAAGGAUGCUCCGGCCCCCGGCGGCACCUUGGAGAAAGCGCCGCUCCUGCCUCCUUUCCUGCCUGUCCACGGGGACCUGGCUGCCYGGGGGAACAUGCGAGCACCAGCCUCCGUCAGCCCUCGAACGCUCCUCCGUUGCUGCUCCGCGCAAAAUUCCUGGCCRCUUCCUGGCAAGCCUGGGAUAAUACUUCCCGGCGAGCCUGGGAUAACGCCACUGGAGCCCGCGCUCCCACACCCGCUUCUGCCCCCGUGACUCCCACCUUCUGCCUUACUCGGUGCGUUUCGGAUCAGGGCUGUGCUCAAGGCUCAGGCCACCGACCCUGUCCCCUUCCCUGCGUGCGGGGCCCCAGAGCCGUGGCUGCCACCGUGGGCCCCACUGAUGCUCCUGGCAGCUCCCCYGGCCCAGCUGCCCUCCUGGUCGCUGCUGUCCACGUGGGAAGAGGCAGRGCCGGCUGCCCCAUGCAUGGGGGACGCUAGGAGGCUCCCAACACCAAGCAGGGGCAUGUGGGGCACAGGGGAGGGUCCGCGCAGGGGCCUAAGGCGUACAGAGAGGUGCAGGGAGAGCUCAGGGAUGCUAGGGAAGCACGCAAAGGGGCAGGGGCUCUUGUCUCCUGGCGUCUAGCCACGGACCAAGCCCUGGAGAAGACCCUGGUCACCAGCCCGCGUGGCAGAACAGCUGGGGACACCCGUUCUGCAGCCUCGGCCCUUUUGGCCGCCCCUUUGCAGCCCCACGUGAGCAGCAGCUCUGGGCACCACAUCCCACUGUGUCCCACCAAACCCCAGCGUUGGUCUCGGUCUCRAAAAGGGUCCAGGAGGGGAAACUGUCCCGCGGAACUCGGGUCUCCCCUUCCGCCACCCGCAGCGGCCGCAGCGUUUCCCCGGGGAUUUUCUUUUCCAAGCUGUUCUCCCUGGGACGCAGCAAAGCCGAGGGCCGGAUCUGUGAGGCUGYGAUGGCUCCGCCUCGCAAGCCAAGAAAUCCAGCUGCGUCCCAGGAGGA